Molecule: messenger RNA, 4645 nt
Organism: Mobula hypostoma (lesser devil ray)
Lineage: Eukaryota; Metazoa; Chordata; Chondrichthyes; Myliobatiformes; Myliobatidae
Gene: sytl5
Product: synaptotagmin-like 5
Exons: 17
Coding region: 742-2883 (713 amino acids)
Biological process (GO): exocytosis; intracellular protein transport
Cellular component (GO): exocytic vesicle; plasma membrane
Molecular function (GO): small GTPase binding; phospholipid binding; neurexin family protein binding
Source: RefSeq, a predicted model, not a curated record
CUGGGCACUACUUGAUUUGUGUGUUAGUGGAAGCAGCUCUUGCACAAGGCGCAUUGGUUUGUGUUUACUUCAUUCAGGUGUGGAGCUAAGUCUGAAUCGAAACGAAAGCAAUAGAUUCUGCUUUCGCAGACAGCAUCGAUAUAGGAGAGAAAUUUUGUGGUAGGGUUUUGUGGCAAACCUUGUACACUCGAGUCCAAAGCUAAGACAUUAGAAACAGAUGGAUUUUAAACCAUGAUGUAGUGAGUAUGGAUCUGAUAUGCCCCUUGUGGCCGUAAACAUAAUUUUGGGGAUAUGAACGGUAGUGAAGCGUCCCGAACUGGAGUGAGGACGUUCCCUCGGUAUUGUCUACGUUGCUGCUGCUGCUCUAGCUUGUGAUUCCUCGUGGCGAGAAGAAUGAGCAUUAAAUGUGGCUGAAGUUUGCAAAUAUAUGUGACCAAGAGAAUCAAUACUAAGGAUCUGGAAGGCAUUAUUGUCUCUUAACAACAACCAUUAAAAUUUUCUUCGAAGACCAAACAACUAAACUGAACAACCUCAAAAUAAACCAACUAAGAUGAAUUGUACUUGGAAAUCGUGCAAUUAAUCAUGGUUAUUGGGAAGACUGGACCAAUUUCUACCUUGAACCAAGACGUAAAAUUGAACACAUUCACUUCAUUGUAUCCUGAAUUUCUCGGCAAGUGAUUUUCUCCAAAGCUAGUCAUCACUAGACCCCAAGAGCAGAACGAACAUUACUUUUGCAGAAGCAUGUCCAAAAACACCGAGAUUGUCAAUCUGUCAUUCCUGUUGGACGAUGAAAAGAAAAUGAUUCUAGAAGUUUUAAACCGAGAUGAAGUGUUGAGAAAAGCUGAAGAGAAAAGAAUAAGGAAAUUAAAGAAUGAGCUCAUCAAAAUCCGUGGUACCGGGGUGAAUCGAAGAAGGCAGCAAGUUAAUGAAAGAGUCUGUAAACGAUGCCAGAAGCCACUUGGCCUAAUCUUCUUUAGAGGGGACUCGUGUCAGAUGUGCAAUGAUCGUGUGUGUGCUGAAUGCCGUGUUAUCACCAAAGACGGGAGCUGGAAAUGCACGGCUUGUGCUAAAAUUGCGCAGUUGAGGGAGGUCACUGGUGAAUGGUUUUUUGAAGAGAGAGCAAAACGUUUUCAAAAUGUUUCAGUGCUGGGAAGUGAAAUCAUCAGGCAAUCCAUCAAAAAAGCCACAGAAACAAAGUCUGAGCAAUCAAAGGGUAAAGCACAGCAGAAAAAUACAGAGGAAACGUCAAAGUCGUCCACAGUAGCCAGAAAUGAGAAGAAAGCAGUUCCAGAUGCAUUUAAAAAGUUGAAAAAACGGGCCAAAUCUAACCUGAAAGCACUGAGUGAUCAGGGAUUAGAUACAGACGAUGGAAGAAGCAAUGGCUAUACAGGCUCAGAUUUCGAAAUGGAAAGCAUAUAUUCUUCAGGUCACUCUGGCAGGAUGGCUACACCAGUACCACAAGUCUCACCAGCAUCCAGUAAACGAAGCCUUGUAUCAGAUUAUGGCAAGAAGGCAAGAUCUACAGAAAAUAUUGACACUCUAUCAAUGAGUAACAGUGUGACUGAGGGCCUGUCCAAGGGAAUGCACACUCUGCCUACAAUAGCAAUUUCAAAAUAUUCAAUUUCAUCAGAUCGAAGCAGAUCUGAGUUGGACUUGAGUGGAUCCUGUGCAUCAGGGAUUGAAGACUCAGUCAGCCUCAGAUGUAAAUCUGUCCCUAGAGGUCUCAAUGAAGCCACGGAUUACCUUGACGAAGAUGAAUUUGAUGAAGAAGACAUUGAUGAUUUGGUCUCUAUGUAUCGCCCAAACAGUGAGAGAACCAGUCUGGGAAGUGGGUUUUCUGUAACCAGUUUAAAUAGCAUGAUGAGUGUCUACAGUGAAACUGGAGAUUAUGGCAAUGUAAACAUCAGUGGGGAAAUUCUCCUUGGAAUCAAUUACAGCUACCGAAGUGGAGCAUUAAGCAUCUCUGUGAAAGAAUGUCGCAAUUUAGCUAUUGCUGAUGAGAAGAAGCAGAGAACUGAUCCCUAUGUGAAGAUGUACCUCCUCCCAGACAAAUCUCGUCAAAGCAAACGCAAGACCAAGAUCAAAUCCAAUACCACAAAUCCAGUUUUCAAUGAAACAUUAAGGUAUGUAAUUAAUCACACACAACUGGAGACGAGGACUCUACAAGUCUCUGUCUGGCACUAUGACAGGUUUGGACGGAACAGCUUCCUGGGUGAAGUGGAGAUACCAUUUGACUCCUGGGACAUUGAAAAGCAAGUUGAGGAUUGGUUUCUCCUGCAGCCUAAGAUUGAGUCUGCAGUUGACAGUGUCCUACAAUACAAAGGGGAACUGACAAUUUCAUUGCGCUAUACGCCAGUUGGUCAGCACUUAAACCUUCCACCAGAACAAGGAAAAGCUAAAAGGAGUUUCAUUAAAGGAAAGACAAGUUCUCCCCAGGCGUCAAAUGGUGGAAUUGUGGAGGUGCUCAUUAAGGAAGCAAGAAAUUUAACUGCAGUAAAAAGUGGAGGAUCUUCAGAUACUUUUGUAAAAGGAUAUUUACUUCCUGAUGACAACAAAGCUUCUAAGAACAAGACACAUAUUGUUAAAAAGAGUGUAAACCCCCAGUGGAACCAUAUCUUCACUUAUACUGGCUUACACCUCAGUGAUCUACAAAAUGUAUCUAUUGAACUAACCAUCUGGGAUAAAGAGUCACUUUCCAGCAAUGUUUUCCUUGGCGGCAUUCGACUUGGUCAUGGCAAUGGUCAUAGCUAUGGGAUUGCAGUUGAUUGGAAUGAUGCCCAAGGGGAAGAACAACACAUCUGGCUCCAAAUGAUAGCAAACCCAGGUGUCUGGGCAGAGAGCACAAUAAUGCUAAGAGCCAGCAUGGGGAAGCGCAAAUUUUGAACCUGCACAUGCAAUGUAAAAUUAAAUAUAUUAUCAAGCCGCAGUUCUUAAGGAUAAAAAUACUGAGUUCUAUAUGUGAAAGAAAAUAUUUAUAGCUGUAUUUUCACUUUUUAAUUUGUGUAAAUAAUAUUUCCUUGGGUUUUUAAAUAGUUCAGUUUUGUAAAAAAAAAAUCAAUUAAGGUCACCUUUACUAGCACAGCAUUUGGAAAAAAUGAAUAUUCUGUCUAGCCUCUGUGUCCAGCUCUAGCUUAAUAAACAGGAAUUGUUGAAGAUUUGAUGACCUUUCAAUAUAGCAACCAAGUUUCUAGUUUUAGUCCUAGAUAGCACCACCAAAGAGAUUAACUGUGGGUGAAACGUGGUUAGCAGUUUCAAUGAUAACUGGAUACAGAUGGUUUUCCUGCAGCAGCUGCUUGUGAAGAUAAUAACCACCACAGAUGUGAAAAUACAAAGUACAGAGGAAAUCUCUCCCUGUCCUCUUGUAACAAAGCCUGUUAUUUCUACUGUGUGCAAUCAAUUGGUCGUAUUAAAAUGAUAUUUAUUUCCCUCUUGGGUUUCCUAUACUACACGUUCUUACUGGGAGGCAUUAGGGUUAGGACGAUGCAAGGUGUGAAGGAGAAGGAUAUUCACGAACCAAUGUCUACCUUUGCCUUUCUCCCACCUGACACCAUUUAUUCUCAACAGGCCUUUGGACCUACUAACAAGUCCUAGUAAAUGGGAUGGUGUCAUUUAAAACUGGUUCAGCUCCAAAAAUUACAGAACCAAAUGUCAGUAAAAUUGAACGUGCAGUAACUGCACAGUCAGAUUGCGCUAUCAGGGUAAAUGAAUCCUGAAAGUUAUUAAAACAUUAAUUUGCCUUUAUAACUCAAAGAUUGUAUACUUACAGUGUAAAUAUCACACCAAAGCUAUGUUUGAUAAUCUUUCUGGAUUCUAACAGAAUGCAAAAUGACAACAAAUUAAUUCAGCUGUAGUUACAGCAACAGUUGUAGUUACAGUUCUGCAUUUACCAUCAGUAGAAUUAAGAAUUUCAUCCAGAGUCAACCAAAAUAUUUUCAUGUUUAAAAAUAUGUUUACUUCAUGGGAAGGAUGCAUUCUUAUUUGGGCUCAAGGGUUACCGGUUGGAAGUAAAGUUAUCACAUAGCUAACACCAUUUGUUUACAGAGUGCUUGCUUAACAUACGUGCUGUAAGGGAGAAGAACGAGUGUGGAAUAAGCACUCACUAUUUGCAAUUUCCAUACAACAAGCCUUAUGUGAAGUUUUGAUGUAAUUCUCUGAAGUUAGAGAAUCAUGUGGCCUCAGAUGAAAUUGAUGAUACUGACUGAACUACUGAGCCAUUGGCAGGGGAAAGUGUGAGAUAAUAUAAAAGAUGUUUCGCUAGAGGUAUCUAGUGAAUGCACUACUACAUCAGUAGGGCCAGUGCAAUACUGAUAAUAGUGUAAUAUUUUAUGUUAAAGAUUUAAAUAUAUUUAAACUGCUAUUAUAUAUCUAUUACGGUUCUACAUUAUCACAGUUCCUUGUCAUCAAUACUCUGCAAAUUAAAUGUGAUAUUAUUCUAAUGGCUUAGUAUUUAAAUUUUCUGUAUAAAUAUUGAAAAGAGACAGUACUGCAAAAGUAAUCAUACCGUACAUGUCAGCAUUGAUGGAUAUUCAUCAUUGUUAUAUGUUACUGCUGGAUCACUGCAGAAGAUGUUGCCUAAGUCAAAAUGUUUUUUUUUCCCCCACUGGCUCUUGCAAGGAUCAAAGAGGUAGUUAUAUGCACAGUAAUU